Messenger RNA from Armigeres subalbatus, 699 nucleotides. RefSeq names its product tetra-peptide repeat homeobox protein 1-like. NCBI's taxonomy places the organism in Eukaryota, Metazoa, Arthropoda, Insecta, Diptera, Culicidae. The transcript is spliced from 4 exons. The record is from RefSeq and is a predicted model, not a curated record. Bases 1 to 699 code for a protein of 232 amino acids.
AUGGGGUACGAACCUGCAGAGGACGCUAUUAGAAGAACCGAACCCAUUUCGUUGCGUGAAGAGCCGCUGAUUGGCGGCAAAGAAACGGAUACCGUGGAUCUCAGGAAUCUAAAAGAGUAUGCGGCUGAGAAGACUACGGCUCGGAUGAGAUCACGCCCUGGUGAUCGUCGUGCAGUGUUACAACAGGAAGCCACGUGGACCAGCGGUAGCUUUGUCGAAUUCUGUGGUAAUUCACCGGAGCCAGCCAACGGCGAGGAAGUCCCAGUUCAACUCGCAGUCCCAGCUCCAGUUCCAGUCCCAGUCUCAGUCCCAGUCCCAGACCCCGUCUCAGUCUUAGUCUCAGUCCCAGUCCAAAUCCCUGUCCCAGUCCCAGUCCUAGUCAUUUUUCCAGGCCCAGUUCCAGUUCCAGUCCCAGCUCCAGUUCCAGUCCCAGUCUCAGUCCCAAUCCCAGUCCCAAUCCCAGUCCCAGUCCCAACAAUAAAAAAAGUCCCAGUCCCCGUCCCCGUCCCAGCCCCGUCCCGUCCUAGUCACAGAUUCCUAGUCCCAGUCCCAGUCAAAGUCCCAAUUCCUGUCCCUGUUCAAGUCCCUGUCCCAGUCCCAGCUCCAAUCCCAGUCUCAGUCUCAGUCCCAGUCCCAGUCCCCGUCUCCGUCCCAGUUCCAGGCGCAGAGGCCUCGUCCCAGUUCCAGUUCAAGUCCUAG